AUGUCAAUACCAGGACUUGGAGACAUUGCGCCGGCCGCAACCCCGGUUAUAGCAUCCUCUUCCGCCGCAGCACCGACCACAACAGAAACUCUCGAACCUUUCUGGGAAUAUCGUUUCGAAGUCCCUCACGGUUCGACCCUAGAUAUAAAGUUGGUCUCCGGUACUGCAGAAAAAGAUGGCACCGAACUUGCCCCGAAUACGCCCUAUACUUUCACCGCGACGAAGUCCAAGAUAAACACCUGGCAUGGAUGUACACUCGAGAUCUCCUCACCUACCAGCAACUACGAUGCCUACACCUCAGAACCGACAGCAGAUGAGACUCCAAUGGUCAGCUAUCUAAAUUUACACUUCAAGCUCGAGGCGUUUCGUACGGCUGCGCAGAGAACGGGGCAAAUGGGUCCGCGAGUACUUGUCGUGGGGCCCCCGAACGCGGGCAAGACAAGUUUGGUGAAGAUGCUUACGGGUUGGGCAACGCGAAUGGGUCGCCAGCCUCUUGUAAUAAACACAGAUUGCCGCGAGGGCAUGCUUUCUCUGCCGGGCUCACUAAGCGCGGCCGUAUUCGCGACUAUUAUGGACAUUACAACAGACUGGGGAAGUACACCAAGUAGCGGCCCAAGUGCUAUACCGGUAAAGCUGCCGCUAGUAUAUAAUUACGGCUUAGGACAACCAGAGGAGAAUAUGCGUCUUUAUAAGAGGUUAUUGAGUAGACUAGCUGUAACAGCAACCUCCCGACUUGCUGAGGACCCUGAUGUAAAGACGGCAGGACUGCUGAUUGAUACCGGCGGGGUCAAUGUUUCUAAGGGAGGCUAUGACCAUAUAGCACAUAUAGUUGCCGAGUUCUCUGUCAAUAUCGUGCUCGUGAUAGGUUCCGAACGUAUCGGCAGCGAGAUACAGAAGAAAUUCGCUGGGCAAAAGACCAGUCUAGAUGAGCCAAUCACCGUUGUUAGCCUCGAUAAAUCCGGUGGCGUGGUGGAGAGGGAUACAGGCUUUCUACAGCAGGUUCACGAAGCAGCAAUAAAGGAGUAUUUCUUCGGUGGUGCGAAUACCACCUUGAGUCCCUUUACCCAGCAAGUUGACUUCUCGGCCCUGUCGAUCUGGAAAAUCAACCCAGCCCCCGCCGCGGCGACGUUGGACGAUGACAUAUAUAGUGAUGCGAUGCUUGAGAAAGUCGAGCCGUCGCUGGUGAUGCAAAAUUGCAUCCUAUCGGUUGUCUACGCAUCGGUCCAUGACUCGACAGACACGAUCCGCGAUUCUAACGUCAUGGGUUACGUAUACGUAGCCGAAGUUGAUGAGAAACGACGAAAGCUGAAGAUCCUUGCUCCAGUCAACGCCCGGUUAGGAGAUAGGCCCCUUCUCUGGGGAAGCUGGCCUGAGCCGAUGGUCAGCUUACUAGGCUAA
Messenger RNA from Daldinia caldariorum, 1398 nucleotides. Its product is annotated as Clp1-domain-containing protein. Gene Ontology annotation, biological process: tRNA splicing, via endonucleolytic cleavage and ligation. The transcript has 3 exons. Bases 1 to 1398 code for a protein of 465 amino acids. NCBI's taxonomy places the organism in Eukaryota, Fungi, Ascomycota, Sordariomycetes, Xylariales, Hypoxylaceae. The record is from RefSeq and is a predicted model, not a curated record. Gene Ontology annotation, cellular component: mRNA cleavage factor complex; nucleus. Gene Ontology annotation, molecular function: polynucleotide 5'-hydroxyl-kinase activity.